Molecule: messenger RNA, 3352 nt
Organism: Leptosomus discolor (cuckoo roller)
Lineage: Eukaryota; Metazoa; Chordata; Aves; Leptosomiformes; Leptosomidae
Source: RefSeq, a predicted model, not a curated record
AGAUAUAUGCAGAGUCUGUCGGUCUGAAGGAACUCCAGAGAAACCCCUCUAUCAUCCAUGUGUGUGUACUGGCAGUAUUAAAUUUAUUCAUCAGGAAUGCUUAGUUCAGUGGCUUAAACACAGCAGAAAAGAAUACUGUGAAUUAUGUAAGCACAGAUUUGCUUUCACACCAAUUUAUUCCCCAGAUAUGCCUUCACGGCUUCCAAUCCAAGACAUCUUUGCUGGACUGGUUACGAGUAUUGGCACAGCAAUACGAUACUGGUUUCAUUAUACACUUGUGGCCUUUGCAUGGUUGGGAGUAGUACCUCUUACUGCAUGUCGUAUCUACAAAUGCUUGUUUACUGGCUCUGUGAGCUCACUACUGACACUGCCAUUAGAUAUUCUGUCAACGGAGAACUUACUGGCUGACUGUUUGCAGGGCUGUUUUGUGGUAACAUGCACUCUGUGUGCGUUUAUCAGCCUUGUUUGGUUACGUGAACAGAUCGUCCACGGAGGAGCACCACAGUGGUUGGAACAAAAUCAGCAACAGCCGCUCAAUGGUGUUGGUCAACCAAAUGAGGCUCAGGCUGUUGUAAAUGGAGGUGUUGAAAACGCUGUGCUUGAUCAACCUGCUAACCCAGGUGCUGAGAAUGUAGUUGUAGGCGAGAAUCCUGAAAUUCAAGAAGAACAAGUAGAUGAAGAGGAGGAAGAUAAUGAAGAUGAAGAAGAUGCUGUAGUAGAAGAUGCAGCAGAUGCAAACAAUGGAGCACAAGAUGACAUGAACUGGAAUGCUUUGGAAUGGGAUCGAGCAGCAGAAGAACUUACUUGGGAGCGAAUGCUUGGACUUGAUGGAUCUCUGGUUUUUUUAGAACAUGUCUUUUGGGUGGUAUCUUUAAAUACAUUGUUCAUACUUGUGUUUGCAUUUUGUCCGUACCACAUUGGUCACUUCUCCAUCGUUGGCCUGGGCUUUGAGGAAUAUGUUCAAGCAUCUCACUUUGAAGGCCUGAUUACAACUAUAGUCGGAUAUGUUCUGCUAGCAGUGACUCUAAUUGUUUGUCAUGGCUUGGCAGCCCUUGUUAAGUUCCAGCGAUCACGUCGUUUAUUAGGAGUUUGCUAUAUUGUUGUUAAGGUUUCCUUGUUAGUGGUGGUUGAAAUUGGUGUGUUUCCUCUCAUUUGUGGCUGGUGGCUGGAUAUAUGCUCUUUGGAGAUGUUUGAUGCCACUUUGAAAGACAGAGAAUUGAGCUUUCAGUCUGCCCCGGGUACCACAAUGUUUCUGCACUGGUUAGUUGGAAUGGUUUACGUCUUUUAUUUUGCAUCCUUCAUUCUUUUACUGAGAGAGGUAUUGAGACCUGGUGUCUUAUGGUUUCUCAGGAAUUUGAAUGAUCCAGACUUUAAUCCUGUGCAGGAAAUGAUUCACUUGCCCAUUUAUAGACAUCUCAGGAGGUUUAUCUUAUCAGUGAUUGUCUUUGGAUCAAUUGUACUGCUCAUGCUCUGGCUUCCUAUACGCAUUAUUAAGUAUCUCCUGCCUAACUUUCUUCCAUAUAAUGUUAUGCUCUACAGUGAUGCUCCAGUAAGUGAACUUUCUCUAGAGCUCCUUUUGCUUCAGGUGGUGCUUCCAGCUUUGCUAGAACAAGGACAUACAAGACAGUGGUUGAAAGGUCUUGUACGAGCAUGGACUGUUACUGCUGGGUACUUGCUGGAUCUCCAUUCUUACCUACUUGGUGACCAGGAAGAGAAUGAAAACAAUGCAAACCAGCAGCCUAACAACCAGCAUGCUCGCAAUAAUAAUGCCAUUCCAGUUGUGGGAGAAGGUCUUCAUGCAGCCCAUCAAGCCAUACUUCAACAAGGAGGACCUGUGGGUUUCCAGCCUUAUCGUAGGCCUUUAAAAUUCCCACUCAGGAUAUUUCUUUUGAUUGUUUUCAUGUGCAUAACAUUGCUGAUUGCUAGUCUUAUCUGCCUUACCUUACCAGUGUUUGUGUUUUCAGUAUUUGCUGGCCGAUGGCUAAUGUCAUUUUGGACGGGGACUGCCAAAAUCCAUGAACUGUACACAGCUGCCUGUGGUCUCUAUGUCUGUUGGCUAACUAUCCGAGCAGUGACAGUGCUGGUCGCCUGGAUGCCACAGGGUCGAAGAGUGAUUUUUCAGAAGGUCAAAGAAUGGUCUCUCAUGAUAAUGAAGACAUUAAUAGUGGCUAUACUGCUAGCUGGUGUGGUUCCACUUUUGCUUGGUCUUCUGUUUGAACUGGUCAUCGUUGCACCUUUGAGAGUUCCUUUGGAUCAAACGCCUCUCUUCUAUCCAUGGCAGGACUGGGCCCUUGGAGUUCUGCAUGCCAAAAUAAUUGCUGCCAUAACACUGAUGGGUCCCCAGUGGUGGCUGAAAACUGUUAUUGAACAGGUAUAUGCAAAUGGGAUCCGUAACAUUGAUUUACACUUCAUAAUCCGUAAACUGGCAGCACCCGUAAUCUCUGUUUUGUUACUUUCCCUGUGUGUACCAUACAUCAUAGCUUCUGGGGUUGUACCUCUAUUAGGAGUUACGGCUGAAAUGCAAAACCUAGUUCAGCGACGGAUUUAUCCUUUUCUGCUUAUGGUGGUGGUUUUGAUGGGAAUUCUCUCCUUCCAAGUCCGCCAGUUCAAGCGCCUUUAUGAACAUAUUAAAAAUGACAAGUACCUCGUUGGGCAACGACUUGUGAAUUAUGAACGAAAGUCUGGUAAACAAGGCACAUCAACAACUCCACCUCAGUCUUCACAAGAAUAGAUGGUCAUAUUAAACAUCUUGACCUUCCCUUUGCCUUUACAUGUCCUUUUUUCAUAGACUCUUCUUCAGUCUUUGGAUAUCUCUCCCAAUAAUACUCUCAGCAGUGUUUCGGCUUCUGUUAGCAGCAUCCAGAUAGCAGUUAAGGCUCUGUUCCUUAUCUGCGUUUUCUGAUGUUAUCAAUGCUGUCUGAGGUCUGUAUAUGUGUAAAUAGAAGUAUCCUGACACCCUAAAACCUUGGAUUAAAAAGAAUGUGCAUUGUACAUCUUUAAAAAAAGUAUAUUAAUUUAUUAAAUCUAGUUGUCACUUUAUUUUGGACUGCUGUUCUGUUGACAAUGUGCCACAAAGCAAUAGUGCGAAGAGGCAAGAUGUUUUUAUAAAAUUUGGAGCUUACUUUAUGGUGUUCAUAACAGUUCUUAUUGUAGUAAUAUAGUAUGAUUUUUCAUGAGUGGAAAGGCCACACAGAGAAUAUCAAAAGUAAAUAACUGUCUUACAGUCAGCAAUGAAGUGGCUGUGGUGAGAACAUAAUGAACUAUGUAUCUUGCUGUCAGGUCUUUUUUAUUAUUUUGUAUAACACCAAAGCUGUUGUACAUUUUUCUAUUGCCUGAUUGUUUUUCAUGUGUC